AUGAAUUCCGCAUUAAUAAGUGCGGAUUUGAGUCAAUGUACAAAACUCCUAGUCAUAAGUAAUGGCUGUUUUGGAGAAUGCCGGAGUUUAAGCAAUGUAAAAUUACCUCCAAAACUAACGAAAUUAUCAUUUGGAUGCUUUUAUCUUGACACUUCUUUAACAAAAAUUGAAUUUCCUGAUACUUUGACGGAUAUUGCCGGUCCUUCCCAAACUUAUGGAAGUGUCUUUGGAUAUGCUGGAAUAAAAGAAGUUACUAUUGGCCAUAAUUCGCAAUUGCAGAAUUUAGGUUCAAGUGUUUUUAGCUACACAAAACUAGAGUACUUUUAUAUUCCAUCAAAAUGCGUGCUUCAAGAUGGUUCGUGUUUCAAUGGUUGCCCUAUAAUUGGGAUUUCAGUGGAUGAAAGGAAUACAAACUAUAAAGUUGAUGGACAAAUGCUGCUCUCUGGAUCUGGAUUUACCAACCUAGUUUAUGUGAUUUCAAGGUUAACAGGAACAUUUCAAGUUCCUUCUUAUAUUACUUCAAUCGGUAAUUCUGCAUUAAGAGGAUCAAAAUUCAAUAAAAUAAUUUUCUCCACUAAUAUAACUUUUGUUGAUGAUUUCUGUCUUGGAUUAUGCCAAAUUGUUGAUUUCGAAUUUCCUAUUCAAAUUAAAACUGUUUCAUCUUUUAUGUUUCAUGGAUGCCCAAAAUUAGAGACUGUAUUAUUAACAGAAAAUAUCACAGAAAUUAAAGACAGUGCGUUUUAUUAUUCUAAUAAACUUAAAAACAUCACAUUACCAUCUAGUUUGAAGAUUUUAGGGCGCCCAGUUUUUAUUGGAUGCAUUGAAUUACAAGAAAUAACCCUCCCAAGGAAUUUGGAAACAAUUGGGGAUGGUGUUUUUACAGAAAUUCCUAAUUUAACACUUCAUUCAUUAAGUCCAAAAUAUGUUGUUGACAAUAAUAUGAUGUAUAAGGAUGACAAUAGAACUUUGUUAAUUUAUGUGGGCUCUGAAGAAAAUACAGAUAUUUCUAUUUUAGCUGAAUGCAAUUUUAUUGCUGGAAGAACGUUUGCCAAAAAGAAAAUAAGAGAUGUUACUUUCAAAAGUUCAAAAGUGGAUAUAGAUAUUAGAAUUGGUGAAGGCGUUUUCUUAGAAUCAACAAUACAUUCAAUAGUUUUCCCACCAAGUUUGAAAACAAUCUCAAAUAAUGCUAUUGAUGGUUGUUUGCAGUUAGAAAGUGUAACAUUCCAAGGAACAAAAAUUACAAUAAUUCCUAAUUCUUGCUUCAUAGAUUGCAAUAUGCUUUCCUCAAUUACUCUCCCAACUUCUAUAACAUCAAUAGGAGAGUAUGCAUUUGCACACUGCAGAAAACUUGGAGAUAUUGGAUUAUCUAACCUAAAUUCACUAACAACAAUUGGAACUUAUGCAUUCUCAGAAAGUGGUUUGACAAUUGCGAACUUGCCGAGCUCAGUAAAAUCAGUUGGAAUCAGAUCAUUUGCUAAUUCCCAAAUCACAGAUUUAACUAUAUCUUGUAAUAUUCCAAGUAUGUUAUGUCAAUCAUGUACAUCAUUGAUAACACUUUCACUCAACAAUGGUGUCACAGAUAUUGGAACAUAUGCCUUUGAUGGAUGUACAUCAAUGACAGAUUUCAUAAUUCCAAGUUCAUUAGCUAGUAUUCAAGGUUUUGCAUUUCAAUCUUGCGAAAGACUGAAAACAUUGAUAAUGGGAGCUGGCUGCACACUUUCAAAGGUUGAUGGUGGAUGCUUCUAUGGUUGUUAUAAUUUAAAAUCUGUUAAGCUUCCUCAAAAUGAUCAAAGAUAUAGAUUUGAAAACGGUGCAUUGACAAAUCACGAACAAACAAAGCUUAUUCUCUUCCUUCCAUACAGUGGUGUUAAAAAUUUCAUUGUUCCUUUAGAAAUGGUUACUAUAGGAAGUUGUGCUUUCAUGGGAAGUCCAACUCUCUUAAGAGUUUUCUUCAAUGGAAAUAAUAUUAACACUAUCGACUAUCAAGCUUUUAAAGAUUGCAAGAAUUUGAAUUUUGUUUUCUUCUCAUCAUCUAGUAUCUCUCAAAUAGGAACAAAUGCAUUUGAUGGAUGCCCUCUUCUUCAUAGGUGUGGAUCAUUUUCAGCGCCCCAAGAUGUGCAGGAAAAAUUUGUUAAUAUUGCAAACAUUCCUAAAAUUGCUUUCUCAGAAAAUUGUCCUUUAGCUAAUUCAUGCAGAGCUAUUAAAAAUAUUGGAAUUCCAUUCUCAUACUUAUACCCAUUUUUAACCAUAGAAUUGUAA
Trichomonas vaginalis G3 is the source of this 2259-nucleotide messenger RNA. RefSeq lists its product as uncharacterized. The transcript has a single exon. Lineage: Eukaryota; Parabasalia; Trichomonadida; Trichomonadidae. Bases 1 to 2259 code for a protein of 752 amino acids. The record is from RefSeq and is a predicted model, not a curated record.